Loa loa (African eye worm) is the source of this 1275-nucleotide messenger RNA. RefSeq lists its product as hypothetical. Bases 1 to 1275 code for a protein of 424 amino acids. The record is from RefSeq and is a predicted model, not a curated record. Lineage: Eukaryota; Metazoa; Nematoda; Chromadorea; Rhabditida; Onchocercidae. The transcript has 12 exons.
AUGAGUGCAAAAAAUAUUUUUUUGAACACCCGAUUAGCAGCUGCAGGAACAUUUGACAAAAAAUGUGACAAAGUAGUCAGAAGUCAUUCUUUUGGACCAUACAAUUUUAGAAAUAUCACUGGUGACAUACCAAAUCAGCUGUUGUCAAGAAGCAACGAUAUCAGAACAGCAGCAAGUGCGGAAGAACGAACAGUUGGACGAAAUGCUUUUAGCAGCGACAGCCUUGAUGAAAUUCAUGCGACACAAAAUCUUUUCUCGCAUGAAUCUAUCAGGCGAUCAUCUGAAAUGACCACCAAACCGCGUACUUUUAAUCUUGCGAGUAUCACUAAAUCUAAUCAACCAUCAAUGCUACUUUCAAAUCGUUCGGAAAAUUCACAAACUACUGAUGAAGCAGGAAGAAAUUCAUUUUCACCAUCCGCAGAAACAAUCAAUCGAAAUUUGCGUGGUGUUGAAAGUGUUACAGAUAUUGCAAACAUACCAAAGCAAUUCCACGGCAAAAGAUAUUUCACACCAAUUUGGGAUCAUUAUCCGGGCGGUAAUCGAGCUGUCUAUAAUUUAACGGAACAAAUAAGGCAAACAAAGGAGAAAUUACAUGGUGACUUGCAAACUGUGAAUCGUUAUGCAUUUGGAGAACAAAGUCUUGCUGAUAUUCGUGAUAUAAAAAAUCCAUUCUUUGGGAACUAUUACGGUAAAAAUCUAUCUGAAACAUCUGGAAUUGCUCCAUACAGAAUGAAAAACUCAACACAUAUAAGAGCUAUAUCAGAACCAUUUUCUCCAACAGGAACAGUUAGCACUGAAGGUUACACAACACUACCUUAUGCUCACUAUACCAUUUCUGAAAUUGAGGAUAUUAAUGCACAUCCGGAGUUUGUUCGUGAAGAUCAAGUGAUUGGUAAAAAGGCCUUUACUCGUGAGGAAUAUGAAGAAUUGCGUGGAAUUCCAUCAAUCACUGAUAAUGAGCAAACAAAAUCUCCCAUUAUUAAUCGAUACGAAUUACCGGAUGAUGAACAAAAUGAUAUCAAAAAUUUGCCGGAUAUCGUUGAUUCACAGUACACAAUCGGACGUAGUGUACGUUCCACAGAAGAAAUUCAAGAAAUUCAAGCACUUCCGGAUAUUCAUUCAUAUUCUCCUGUAUCAGAUGCUAAACUGUUAACAGCACGCAGUAUCAGCAAUCGUCCUACCAGCGAUAUGACAAGUCCUGGUUUACUAUCCGCAUAUGUUGCGCCCAAUAUGCGCUGUAUGAUUUUUGCAUUAAUCCGUUCUGUUUCCUUUUAA